GGGACCGCUUCUCGUCCUCUGAUUGGUUGCUGCAGGAGUUGGUCAUCAUUCCAAGAUGGCGCCGGCCCUGGUGGAACAUGUUGUCGCGGACGCAGGAGCGUUUUUAAAGAAAGCUCCUCUCCAGGACAUCGGCAGGAACAUCUACACUCUGAGAGACGUUGUGGAAGAGAUCAGAGACAAACCGACCAGAAGGAGCCUCGCCUUCCUGCCGUACGAGCUGACCUUCAAGGAGCCCAGUCCAGAGCACAUCAGACACGUCACAGAGUUCUCGAAGAAAACGGGAGAUUAUCCGAGUCUGUCGGCGACCGACAUCAAGGUUCUGGCUCUGACCUACCAGCUGCAGCUGGAACACGUCGGUUCUCAGAACCUGAAGACGGAACCGGAGCUGAAGGUCAACGUUCAGACCACACGGCGCCACCCGGAGACUCCGCUCAACGUGGCAGGGUUCCACUUCCCCUCGAACAAACCAGCUGAGAGUCCAAACAUCAAACUGACGGAGGCGAGGGAGCGAGACCAGUUCAACAGCUUCCAGUUCUGGAGAGAACCGCUGCCGAGCAUCGACCAGCUGCUGGUUCUACUGGGUCCAGAGGACGUUUCAAAACCCGACAGACAGAACCAGACGAGCUCCCAGACGUCUGGAGACCAGUUCAACAGCUUCCAGUUCUGGAGAGAACCAGUACCGAGCAUCGACGAAGACCUGCUGGGUUUACUGGAUGGAGGCGGAGUCUCAGUGUCAGACUCCUCCCAGCUGGAGCAGGGGGCAGAGCAACCAGGCGACCAAUCAGACGACGAGGACAAAGAGAACGAGCCUGAGGAAGAGGAUGAAGAUGAAGAUGACGGAGGAGGAUGGAUCACUCCCAGCAACAUCCGACAGGUGAAGAUGGACUCAGCUGAUUGGACGGCUCCAGCUGAUGUCACAGUCGGGUGUCUGACCACCGACUUCGCCAUGCAGAACGUUCUCAUCCAGAUCGGCCUCCAUGUUCUCUCUGUGAAUGGGAUGGUGAUCAGACAGGCCAGGAACUACAUCCUGAGGUGUCAUGCCUGCUUCAAGACAACCGGCAACAUGAACAAAGUUUUCUGUCCUCACUGUGGGAAUAAAACUCUGAAGAAGCUGGCGGUGACGCUGAACGAGGACGGAAGUCUGCAGAUGCAUUUCUCCAGAAACCCCAAAGUCCUGAACUCCAAAGGCCUCAGACACUCACUGCCGCUGCCUCAGGGAGGGAAACAUGCCAACAACCCCCAGCUAGUGGAGGACCAGCGCUUCCCUCAGCAGAGACUCUCCAGAAAAGCUCGCCAGAAGACCGACGUCUUCGACCCCGACUAUGUAGCCGGAGUGUCGCCGUUCUGCCAGAACGACAUAUACAGCCGGGCCGCCAACCUGCACAUCAGAGACGGGCAGAGCGGCGGUGGCAGGAGGCGGGAAAACCCCAACGCCACCCGCAGGAAGUUCGUCAAGAAGAAGUGAGGACACCUGGACGCAUGAAACACACCUGGACACAUAGAAAACCCUCGGACAUCUGAGACACAACAAUCAAAAGCCUGGAUUUUGUUACUGAAGGAAACGAUGGACAGAAUAUUAAUAAAUUACAUUAAAACUACAAUUAGUGUCAAAGAAAAUAUGCAUCUUCUGCUUGUAUUCACAUCAGAUGGCAGAUUUGUGGGACUUUUGGUCAACAAGGACGUCAUCUGCAGCAGGUUUCUGAUGGAUGAAGAUCAGCUUCUAGUCUGACGGAUGAUCUGGAAACAUUUGAUUUUCAGCUGAUCGGUUCAGAAACGGUGAAAUGUUCCUUUAAACAGCAGCUGUAGUGUUCAGACUCAUCAAUAUAAUGGAUUUAUAUUAAUAAUCAAUAAACGUUAACGGAAAAACA
This is a messenger RNA of Amphiprion ocellaris (clown anemonefish), 1868 nucleotides long. It is a transcript of the gene nob1, whose product is annotated as NIN1 (RPN12) binding protein 1 homolog. Bases 56 to 1465 code for a protein of 469 amino acids. Gene Ontology annotation, biological process: maturation of SSU-rRNA; ribosomal small subunit biogenesis. The transcript is spliced from 10 exons. Gene Ontology annotation, molecular function: RNA endonuclease activity. Gene Ontology annotation, cellular component: preribosome, small subunit precursor. The record is from RefSeq and is a predicted model, not a curated record. NCBI's taxonomy places the organism in Eukaryota, Metazoa, Chordata, Actinopteri, Pomacentridae.